AUGCGCCUGGGACCGGGAGACCCUAAAGUCCGCGGAGCAGAUGAGGGGCCCAGGAGGCAGCGCUCCAGCGUCUCUGGAGGAAAGAAACCUCCCAAACGAAACGCCGUCUACAGACGACUUCAGAACUUCCUGUACAACGUUCUGGAGAGACCACGAGGCUGGGCCUUCAUCUACCACGCAUACGUGUUCCUGCUGGUGUUCUCCUGUCUGGUUCUGUCCGUGUUCUCCACCAUCAAAGAGUACGAGAAGAGUUCAGAGGACGCGCUCUACUUCCUGGAAGUGGUUACCAUCGUGGUUUUCGGGGUGGAGUACAUGGUGAGGAUCUGGGCGGCCGGCUGCUGCUGUCGGUACCGAGGAUGGAGAGGACGGCUGAAGUUUGCCAGAAAACCGUUCUGUGUGAUCGACAUCAUGGUGUUGGUAGCGUCCAUAUCGGUGUUGGCUGCCGGGAGUCAGGGAAACGUUUUCGCCACGUCAGCGAUCCGCUCGCUUCGUUUCCUUCAGAUUCUGAGAAUGAUCCGCAUGGACCGCCGAGGAGGAACCUGGAAGCUCCUGGGGUCAGUGGUGUACGCCCACAGCAAGGAACUGAUCACAGCCUGGUACAUCGGGUUCUUGUGUCUCAUUCUGGCGAGUUUCCUCGUUUAUUUGGCAGAAAAAGAAGACAACGAACAGUUUGAGACGUACGCCGACGCCCUCUGGUGGGGACUGAUCACCUUGACAACCAUCGGGUACGGAGAUAAGUUCCCCAUCACCUGGAACGGACGCCUGCUGGCUGCAACCUUCACUCUGAUUGGAGUUUCCUUCUUUGCUCUGCCUGCUGGAAUCCUCGGUUCUGGUUUUGCUCUGAAGGUUCAGGAGCAGCACAGACAGAAGCACUUUGAGAAGAGACGCAACCCAGCAGCUGGACUCAUACAGGCAGCAUGGAGGGUGUACGCCACAAAUCUGAGCCGAACCGACCUUACUUCCACCUGGGAUUACUACGAGACGACGGUGUCUGUCCCGAUGUACAGGCUGAUUCCUCCUCUCAACCAGCUGGAUCUACUGAGGAACCUCAAGAACAAGUCCGGACUCUCAUUCAGGAAGGACGCCCAGCCUGAACCGUCUCCCAGUCAGAAGGUCAGUCUGAAGGAGAGGGUCUUCUCGUCUCCCCGGAGUUCAGGGACCAAAGGGAAAGGUUCUCCUCAGCAUGUUCCUCCUAGUGGUCCGGGUGUGGGACCUGUAGUUCCUGGAGGUCCUGGGGGCCCAGGGGGAGUUCAGGCCCUGCGACGGUCCCCCAGCAUAGAGCCCAGUCUGGAGGAGAGUCCCAGUAAGGUUCCCAAGAGCUGGAGCUUCGGAGAACGCAGCAGAACCAGACAGGCCUUCAGGAUCCGAGGAGCUGCAUCCCGCCAAAAUUCUGAAGUGCUGAUAGAGAUGCAAGAUGAAGAGUUCAGACAGAAGAACUCCCCAGAGGCCAGCCUGCCUGGAGAAGACAUGGCCGACGACAACAAGAGCUGCCACUGUGAGUUCGUCCCGCAGGACCUGACCCCGGGGUUAAAGGUCACCAUCAGAGCCAUCUGUCUGAUGCGGUUCAUGGUCUCUAAGAGGAAGUUUAAGGAGAGUCUGAGACCGUAUGACGUCAUGGACGUGAUCGAGCAGUACUCAGCGGGACACCUGGACAUGCUCGCCCGCAUCAAGAACCUCCAGUCCAGGGUGGAUCAGAUCGUUGGUAGAGGAACACCAAUCACAGACAAAGACCGUCCCAAAGCAGCCAGUGAGGAGCUCCCUGAGGACCCGAGCAUGAUGGGACGGCUGGGGAAGGUAGAGAAGCAGGUCCUGUCCAUGGAGAGGAAGUUGGACUUCCUGGUAAACAUCUACAUCCAGCGAAUGGGAAUCCCUCAAGCCGAGACCGACGCCUACUUUGGAUCCAAAGAACCGGAGCCGGCGCCGCCGUACCACAGUCCGGUGGACCAGCUGGAGAAGAGCCAGUCCAUCCCCAAGAUCCUGCAGGUGUUGCCUAGCGACCACGUAGAGAAGGCUCGGUUCGGGAUGAAGAUGGUCCGCUCCAGCAGCUCCACCGGACACAGAAACAACAACGUCCCCACCUGCCCACCCUCUACCUCCUGGCAACCAAUCAGCUCCCAGCUGCACCAGGCCCCGCCCCCUCCUCCGCGUAGCCAUGGCAACACUCCGAGUCCGGUGGGGGACGGGUCGCUGGUUCGACUCCCGCCUCCUCCGGCCGGAGAAAGACACGGAGGGAACCGAACGAACCGCCACAGCGCCAGUGACCGAGGGGGGUCAGAGAGACCAGAGAAGGGAGGAGAGGGGGCCGCCGUGACCAGGGGAGGAGGAAGAGGAGGGGGAGGGGGAGGAGGAAGAGGAGGGGGAGGGGAGGAGGUGAAGCCGGAUAGUGACACUUCCAUCUCCAUCCCGUCCGUGGACCACGAGGAGCUGGCGCGCUCCUUCAGCAGCUUCUCCGUCUCCCAGUCCAGAGAGAACCUGGACUUCCUGGGCAGCAACUUCUACCCCCCCGCCUCCAGCCCGGGGGAGCGGGGGGGGCGGGGGGGGCGGGAGCGGGGGGAGAACGGCGCCCGCUGCGCCACCGUCCGACCGUACAUCGCGGAGGGGGAGUCGGACUCCGACUCGGAGCUCUGCGCUCGCUCACCGCACUCGGAUCAGGCCUGGACCGGAACCAAGUAG
Scomber japonicus (chub mackerel) is the source of this 2673-nucleotide messenger RNA. RefSeq names its product potassium voltage-gated channel subfamily KQT member 2-like. Gene Ontology annotation, biological process: potassium ion transport; transmembrane transport. Lineage: Eukaryota; Metazoa; Chordata; Actinopteri; Scombriformes; Scombridae. Gene Ontology annotation, molecular function: voltage-gated potassium channel activity. The coding region runs from base 1 to 2673 and encodes 890 amino acids. The transcript has 19 exons. Gene Ontology annotation, cellular component: membrane. The record is from RefSeq and is a predicted model, not a curated record.